AUGUUGUUCCAACAGAGCUUGGGCCUGCUUCGCAUGGCGUCUGCCCGUAGCACGUUCCUCUCUUCACCUGCGCGAACGCAGCUUUCGCCGGCGUAUGGGGUCAUCUCGCGGCUGCUGAGCACUGAGGCACGCGCGAAGAUCGACGGCGCUGUCAAGGAGAACCCGCUGGUCGUGUUUAUGAAGGGCACCCCGGACAUGCCCAUGUGCGGCUUCAGCCGUGCUGUCAUCCAGGUCAUGCAGGUCCAGGGCGUCAAGCCGGAGCUCCUCAAGACGUUCAACUGCCUCGAGGACCAGGAGCUGAGGGAGGGCAUCAAGGAGUACUCCGACUGGCCCACUAUCCCUCAGGUUUACGUCGACGGCGAGUUUGUCGGCGGCUGCGAUAUCGUUAUUAACAUGCACCAGUCCGGAGAGCUUGAAGAACUCCUUCUCAAGCACAAUCUCCUUCUGCCGCUCGAGGAGAACAAGGCUGUUCCUUAA
Sporisorium graminicola is the source of this 477-nucleotide messenger RNA. RefSeq lists its product as uncharacterized. The record is from RefSeq and is a predicted model, not a curated record. NCBI's taxonomy places the organism in Eukaryota, Fungi, Basidiomycota, Ustilaginomycetes, Ustilaginales, Ustilaginaceae. The transcript has 2 exons. The coding region runs from base 1 to 477 and encodes 158 amino acids.